Molecule: messenger RNA, 1301 nt
Organism: Aspergillus caelatus
Lineage: Eukaryota; Fungi; Ascomycota; Eurotiomycetes; Eurotiales; Aspergillaceae
Product: Zn(II)2Cys6 transcription factor domain-containing protein
Exons: 2
Coding region: 367-1029 (220 amino acids)
Biological process (GO): regulation of DNA-templated transcription
Molecular function (GO): DNA-binding transcription factor activity, RNA polymerase II-specific; zinc ion binding
Source: RefSeq, a predicted model, not a curated record
GUCGGUCAAACGAAGGGCUGCCCAUAUGGUCGAUUUCCCUCUUGAAAUAAUACCCUAUUAUCCUGUCCACCGCCGUCUCCAUCGUCAGUUACUAUUUGUGUAUUCAUUGGACAAUGAAGUAGGGUGGAUCAUAUACGAAAGACCUUGUCUGGCACCAAAAUAAAGUUAGCUUUCCCCGAGAUCCCCCGCUUUUAGCCUUAGGCACCCCAUUUGGAGGAGGUUGCUGUCCUUCACGAAUUUCGAAACUCCCAGGUCGGAAAUCAAUCUCCGACUCUUGCACGUUGCUACAUAUCACAAGGGGUUUGGUCCUGGUGAUCCUUCUCAAAGUGAGGACUCGUCCACGACGAUACGUCUCGAGACAUUGCCAUGGAGUCGACUCCCCGGAAGCUCCGGAAGCGAAAUGGCCCACAGGGCAUUCAGAAAUCCAACGCCAGUCAUGAUCGUCGGACCGGGACAAUAGCCUGUCAAUCCUGUCAUAUCCGUAAGAGACGAUGUGUUUAUACUGCGCAACAUCACCAGUGCUUGAAUUGUCUCCAGGAAGACCAUUCAUGCCUACCCAGGGGGCAUGUAAUGCGGGCCAUCGAAGAGGAAUAUGAAGAGAGAGCUCCCGAAGAUUCCCAUCAAACGUUCAAUCUGCCCUUACCGCGUGGUAUCGACCACGAAGUACCUCGCUGGGCAGCUGUCUAUUCCAUGUUUCAAGAGGUCCUGCAUUUUCUUCCACCUGAGGAUAACAUAUCCGAUCAACAUGAGGAUAUAAAUGUACCCGAAAGCGACGAAAGCCAUCUGAAUAUGAGAGCCCCUGAAAGGGUCGCUGCUCAGCUAUCAUCCAACUCCACAAUAAACGCACAAGGAGACACAAAGCACCCGGCCUCUGCACUCGAAAGCGAACCCGAGCUACCCAUACAUACAUUAUCACCUCCAUGUCCUGGUAGCGAUUCGGCUAUAAAUGAAGGCUUUGGGCUAAUGUAUUACUCAAAUAGUGGGGAGGGCCUGGAUCUAGACGAUAUCGAUGCCCUGCUGAGUUUUUGAUGGACGUCCUGUGUGUCGGGUUUUCUUUAUCCCAUGUCGGCCACUUCCAAGAGGAUUUAGCGGUAUAGAAUGUCCAUUUAGCCUGUCGGAAAUUGAAAUAUCGAAGGGGUCAUGUGCAGGGGAAAAUUCAUCAAUGAUUGAUAUAUUGAUUAUGAAAAUGGUUGCUGGGGCGGACAAAUUCGAUGUACCAAAUGGGUUCUGACUGUAGAGGGUCAGACAGUCAGCAUCGAUCCAAGUCGUCUAUCUAAAAUCGCUACUAUAUUAUUGGAUAU